AGUAGCAUUCGCGCCUUCUACCAACGUCGACGAAAAUCCGCGCGCAUUUUCUCGAAAUAUAUCCGGAAAAGUUUUGAAACUACUCAAACCGAAACCAAAAUAUUUGAUAAAGACGUUGGAAUUUUGUUUUUAAUAACGUUUUUUUUUAUAAAAAGAUGGAGUAAAGGUCGAAUAUAUUCGGAAGGUAGAGAAUCAGAUAAGCUCUAUUGGAAUUUUUCGUGAAACGGAUGCUCUAAAAUUGAUUUUCAAAUGGGAUUAUGGCAACUAGAAACAACCAGACGACGUUAGAUAAUAUUGACUUCAAUAAUUACAGUGACAGUGAGACCUUUUACAAUUCAGAACUUUGGGCUCAACCGAACUUUAGAGAAAUAUCAGUGUAUUGUGCUUUAUUUGUCGUUGCUGCCGUAGGGAAUUUAACUGUGUUGAUAUCAUUAUUCCGCUCGAGGCAUCGGAAAUCAAGAAUAAGUUUAAUGAUCACUCAUCUCGCUAUAGCGUAUUUGAUUGUUACUUUUAUCAUGAUUCCUCUAGAGGUAGGAUGGAGGUUAACGGGGCGUUGGUUGGCUGGAAACGUGGCUUGCAAAGUAUUCCUCUUUCUGAGGGUAUUGGGGCCUUACCUGAGUAGCAAUAUCAUAGUUUGCGUUUCCUUGGAUCGGUAUUUCGCGGUUUUGUAUCCACUUCGGGUAAGCGAUGCAAGACGUCGAGGAAAAAUUAUGUUAACAGUUGCCUGGAGUGCAUCCUUCAUAUAUUGCAUACCGCAGAGCUUCGUAUUUAGUGUAAAGUCGCCCUCGAACGUCCCACAAUUUACUCAAUGUGUAUCAUUUGAUUUUUUCACUACACCAUCUCAAGAGAUAGCCUACAAUUUUUUGUGUGUUACUUUCAUGUACUUCAUACCUUUAUUUGUGAUAAUUGUAGCCUACACCGCCAUAAUGUGCGAGAUAUUCAGAAAUUCCAAAUCUAUACAAAGUGAGUCACAACCUUUAUCCGAUGGAAAGAUAAGACUCAGACGUUCAGCAGUGAAUAUAGAAAAAGCAAAAUGCAGAACUCUAAAAAUGACUAUAAUAAUAGUAGCUGUAUAUAUUUGGUGUUGCACUCCAUACGCAAUUAUUACUUUAUGGUAUAUGAUAGAUAGAGAAAGUGCAGAACGUUUACCGGAAUGGAUACAAGAAACGUUUUUUAUAAUGGUGGUCACAAAUAGUUGCGCAAAUCCCAUAAUUUACGGCAGUUAUAUAAUAACUUGCAAAAAAAAACGUAAAUACGUCACGUGUUUCGACAAAAAACAAAACUGCAUCAAUGAUGGAGAAAUGCCCAGUUCGAAUGGUAGCAGAAAUUUUGUAAGAAAGAAGCUAAAGUGCUUUCUCCGUUUGAGGAAAGGAGGUUCGGCGAUUACAAAAUCGACAGGUGUACGGACUCCAGGGACAAACUUCCGCUUUCGUAACGAUUCAAAUCGAAUGUAUAAAUUAGAAAAAUAUCCUGAGGAACAGAAUGAACGUAUACGUUCCGUUGAAUGUCCACCGUCUGCGGCGAGAGUGAGUUUCGCCCAGAGCAGCUCCAGCCGUAGUCAACCGAUGUCUUUCUACAGCGAACCCGUAACUAAUCCUCUGGGAUUCGUAUGCGAUGAAAUAAAAUUAUCUGAACCGGAUCUAUCAUUGAAAACGACGCUAGUCGUCAAUGUUCAUCAAGCCAAAGUGCAAUACCACCAUCACGGGUAUUCAAAUAACGUUCGAAAAAUGUGAAUAGGAAGAAAUGGAAAGCUCUUAAAACCGAGCUGGGUAGUGCCUUUAUCAAAAUUGAAAUUAUCGAAUAUAUUCACUUCAUCCCGUUAAACAACAUCGAAUUCAUUAUUCUUUUAUUGUACCAAGUCCAAGCUUAAAAAUGUAUGUCCUUUAUCAUUUGUUUAUUUUAUGUCUGAUUGUAUCCUGACAAUCAGUUCUUCUGUCUCUUUUUAUUAUAUAUUGACCCCGUUUGCCUUAGCAAUCCUUUCUUUUCUUCUCGUGUGUAUCAUCUUCUUCGAUGUAACUGAUUAUUUUCUUGUUGUCUAUUAUCCAUCUACAUACGACCUCUAUAAACUUGUUUAUAGUUUCUUUUUCUUUUCGUUUUACGUCUCUUAUAUUCAUCUCUCUUAAUUUCAUUAUUCAGUUAACUAUUUAUCUCCUCAAAGUGUCAACUGUCAACUUGUAUACCUAGGCACAUUCUUUUUCUUUAUUUCUUUUUAUUCUUUCAGUCAUUUUACAAUCCAUUAUUUCUUUAUUCUGUACUAGACGAUACUAAAAUAUACUUUAACAUGUAAUUCUCAAUAUUCUUUUGGUUCCACGAGCAUUUGAUUAUUUUCAGAAGCUUUUUUUUACAUUACUAUGAUUAAGUAUUGAAGUUUACUUGUAAUUUAAUUUUUGAUUCACACAAAUCAUUCACAAACGGCACACCCUGUAUGUUACGUUUCUAACAACCGCUCAUUAACUUGACAAUACUUGUAUUACAUGCGAACAAAUAUUGCAAAUCUCUAGAACUAACCGAAUUAUUAAUUAUAAAUUAAAAGUAUUGACAUAUCUGUGACAAGUUGUUCGAAAAAGUUUUUCAUUAUUUCUCUGAAAGAUGCUUGAACUGAAAGAAAAGUUCCUACCGUAUUUUCAUAAUUUGAAGUUGGUUAUAUCACCAAAUUGUGUGAAAAAUUACCAUUUUUUUUUACUAAAACUGCGGUUUGUAAGGUUAUAAGCUUUAAAUAGAAUGUCAGUCAGAAAUUUGUCAGUUAAUUAAUUUGAAAUACGAAAAAACACUAUUUUCGACAAUUGUUUUCAUUCAAUAACUCAUUUAUAGUAUAGAAUCGUUUCUCGUAUCGUUUUAUAUUACUUUCAGCACUCGAAAAACGUUAUUACUUUUGUUUGUUCAAACCAAUUUCGUUUACUACGAAUACGUUUACCAGAUUUUUCCGCCAAAGGAAAUAAAAAUUGCUUUGAUUACUUUAUAUGCCUUAUUUUUCGUUUAAACUGUUAAUUUAGUUUUUUUUAACAUAUAAACGAAAGUUAAAAGAGAAAACAUGAUUAUUUUUUUGGAAUUACUUAGAUGUAUAAAGGAUAUUCCGAGUUUAUGAAACAAAUUUAAAUGCUCUCAAUAUUUAUUUGUAAAACUUUUCGAAUACCCCUCAUACUAUUGCGUUGAUGUAAUCAACUUAUUAUUUCUACUACUUGUUAAUACUACCUAAACGAAAAAUGGACUUUUUCAGUACGAAUUUGUUAAAAAAAAUUAAUAAUAAUAAACAAAAUCAGUAUUACUACUAUAAAUUAUUUUUAAUCAUAUUUAAAUUUCUAUAUUGUUACAAUAAUUGUGAAAUUUCUGUGAUGUAUGUACAUUGUACAGAUUCUAUUAUGAAUAAAAAAUGUUUUCA
Diorhabda carinulata is the source of this 3379-nucleotide messenger RNA. Its product is annotated as adipokinetic hormone/corazonin-related peptide receptor variant I-like. Gene Ontology annotation, biological process: G protein-coupled receptor signaling pathway. Bases 258 to 1733 code for a protein of 491 amino acids. NCBI's taxonomy places the organism in Eukaryota, Metazoa, Arthropoda, Insecta, Coleoptera, Chrysomelidae. Gene Ontology annotation, molecular function: peptide binding; vasopressin receptor activity. Gene Ontology annotation, cellular component: membrane. The transcript has 9 exons. The record is from RefSeq and is a predicted model, not a curated record.